ACGCUCUACAAUGUUUGCGCGAUCGCAUUCGACUGCUGGCUGACUCUCGAAAAGCCACUCGGCAUACUUCGACGCCGGAAGCACAUCGCGAAGGUGAUGAUCAUCUCCAUAUGGCUGUUCCCGCUAGCUUUCUGGUCCAUAACCAUUGUAGUGCUGCGUGUGUUCAGCGGCGACUUGGUUUCUUCUGCGCACUCAUGCAACGUCAACUGGAAACCGAAAUUUCUUGUCUUCAUCGUCAUGUCCGUUCUGUUCUACUUGCCGGUACUGAUCGACUUCUACGCUUUCAUGAAGCCAUCAGCCAAUAAUUGCCGUUGCGCUAAGUGGAUGUACGCCAAAAAGACGAUCGAGCUCGAAUCAACACCGUUUAAGCAACAGCUACUGCCGGUCGACUCGACCGCCGGAAAGGCGAAGUUCGAAAUUUGUUGCACUGACGACGAAGAACUAGUUGACAGUCAAGAAAAUGCUUCCUCGGCAAAGUGUCACAGGGGAGGCUCGUAUUUAAACAAGCGCAGCUACAGCUGUGUGGAACUAACUCAUUUACGACAGUCGAUUCCGUCGAAAUGCAACAACAUACUGCUGUCGUAUAAGGAGAGUGUUACGGCUUUGUCAGAGUUUCUGAAUAGAAAAAUUAAGUGUCAGAUGAAAGCAACCCGAGCGGUCGGUGUUAUUCUACUCAUCUUCCUUCUCACAUGGCUUCCUAUUUUGAUCGUGUGGCCACUGAAAGUCUACUGCAACGAUUGCAUAUCAAACAGUGUUUUUCGCUGGGCGACGUGGAUGAAUUAUAUCAACUCUGCCAUUAAUCCGUUGAUAUAUUCGUGGAACUGUCCUCGCUUUCAGAGAGUGUUUAAGGAGAAAAUCUGCACCAAGAUAAAAUGCCUAUGA
Molecule: messenger RNA, 882 nt
Organism: Soboliphyme baturini
Lineage: Eukaryota; Metazoa; Nematoda; Enoplea; Dioctophymatida; Soboliphymatidae
Source: the annotation of a GenBank genome assembly